This is a messenger RNA of Ceratitis capitata (Mediterranean fruit fly), 2589 nucleotides long. Its product is annotated as arylsulfatase J. Lineage: Eukaryota; Metazoa; Arthropoda; Insecta; Diptera; Tephritidae. The transcript has 10 exons. Bases 868 to 2550 code for a protein of 560 amino acids. The record is from RefSeq and is a predicted model, not a curated record.
AACAUACGAGGCACUCUUAUGUCUCACUUUAUUUCAACCAUAAAAUUUAUUUUGAAAUGUACAAAACCAAAUAUUUUUAACGUGCACAUGAAAAACUCAACGUCACAGAAACUCGGCCUACCUCCGUCACUCGCUUAUGCAGCUCGCAGCUAUUCAUUAACAAAUGUAUGUACAUACAUAUGUAUACAUGUAAAUAUUAUGCUCAUAAACGCUGUCUUGAGCUUGUGCUGUGCCGGCGCUCCAAUCAGUUUGAAUUUAGCAGUGCGCGCCAACGGCAGUCAAUUGCUGAGAAAAACAAUCGGCAAUAAAUGGAAUACGGAAAAACAAAUAAAAUAAAACAAAACAACAACAUAGCGUAAAAUUAAAUUAAUCCAACAAAUUGUUGUACUUAAAAGAUCUAUACAAAAAAGCUACCGUCUCAAAGUUUUCAACUAAAUGUAUAGCUUCAAAGUUGCCCACCCGGUGUUGCUCUCUUCGAAAUCUUUGUGGUGUUUUCCACUGCUCAAAAUUUUCUGUUCUACAAUCGCUGCAUGAGAUCAAUCUUCAGGGAUCAUACAAAUGCCAAUUCAAUUGCUACAUUCAAAUUAUACACGAACGUACUUGAGUUUACCGCUGAUUGUUUUUAGAUAAACACUUCCAUAUUCCGUACGUAUGUAAAUAAUAAAUAAAUUCCCAAGCAAAGUUCACUUUCAGUAUUUUGCAUCAGCAAAAAAAAAAAUACUAAAACAUCAGCAGUUGAUAAACGCCUCAUUGUCAAAGCUUUGACAGUUGCAUCCGCUGAUUCUCAAGGUCAAUACAUUUAAACGGGAAGGCAAAAUAAUAAAUAAGGAAACAUAUAUACAUAUAUAUUUGUACCAUCAACACAAAAUGAAAUUCAUAAAAUUAUUAUGUCUGCUACUAACACAAAAUGCACUCAUCAACAUGCCACAAAGUAAUGCUGAGACUAUGGAGGAGAAGCGUCCACAUAUUAUAUUCAUUUUGGCCGAUGAUUUGGGUUUCAAUGAUGUCGGUUUUCAUGGUUCAGCACAAAUUCCAACACCAAAUAUCGAUGCUUUGGCCUUUUCAGGGCUCAUCUUGAACAAUUACUAUGUAAAUCCCAUAUGUACUCCGUCCAGAUCGGCGUUGAUGACGGGAAAAUAUCCAAUACAUACAGGCAUGCAGCAUACUGUACUGUACGGCGCUGAACCACGUGGUCUGCCCUUGACUGAGAAAAUUUUGCCACAAUACCUGAACGAGUUGGGUUACUCCUCUCACAUAGCCGGCAAAUGGCAUUUGGGUCACUAUAAAAGUGUUUAUACACCAUUACAACGUGGCUUUAAGACACAUGUGGGUUUUUGGACGGGUCACCAUGAUUACUUUGAUCAUACAGCUGUGGAGCAUGGCAUGUGGGGAUUGGAUAUGCGCAAAGGCAUGGAUAUUGGCUAUGAUCUACAUGGCAAAUAUACGACCGAUAUUGUAACCGAUGAGGCAGUUCGCGUUAUUGCUGAACAUAAUGCUACAGUAGAGCCACUCUUUCUCUACGUUGCGCACCCAGCGGUACACUCAGCCAAUCCCUACAAUCCACUACCAGCGCCAGAUGAAGCUCUCGCUAAACUGGAUCACAUCGAUGAUGUGAGAAGGCGUAAAUUUGCAGCAAUGCUCACACAAUUGGAUGACUCAGUCGGACGUAUCGUAGAGGAGCUACAAAAACGCAAAAUGCUGCAAGAUUCGAUUAUCGUAUUUAGCACAGACAACGGCGGUCCACCGCAAGGCUUCAACUUAAAUCACGCCUCCAAUUGGCCAUUACGCGGCGUCAAGAACUCAGUGUGGGAGGGCGGUGUACGUGGCGCUGCCUUGCUGUGGUCACCGCGUCUACAAAAGCGACCACGUGUCGCUGAACAACGUAUGCACAUCGUCGAUUGGUUGCCAACACUGUUAAGCGCGGCGAGGGGCGCCGAGCACAACGAGCAGCUUCAUAACUCAAGCGCUGCACUGGACGGCGUUAGUAUUUGGGAUGCGCUUGUGCGAGAUGAGCCAUCACCGCGUCGCACUAUUCUGCAUAAUAUCGACGAUAUUUGGGGUAGUGCCGCGCUGACAAUGGGCGACUGGAAGCUAAUCAUUGGCUCUAAUUAUCCAACAUGGAAUGGUUGGUAUGGUCCGGCGGGAGAACGUGAUGCUCGUGCUUAUGAUUUGAAAAUGUUACAACGUUGUCGUGUCGGUCAUGCUUUGGCCAGUUUGAAUAUGACGCCGGCUGUUGCGGAGGUUAUACGUAUGCGUAGUGCGGCAUCGGUUAACUGUGUAAUGGAGGCACCUCCCAAUGCGUGUGAUUACAAAGCAAAGAAGCCAUGCCUGUACAAUGUGAGGGAUGAUCCUUGUGAAUACUACAAUCAGGCCGAGAAAUAUCCAAAUAUACUUCGCACACUUUUGGACGAACUGAAACGUUUCAAUGAGACUGCCAUACCCGCCUCCAACAAGCCAGAUGAUCCAAGUGGCGAUCCUCGGCUGCAUAAUUACGUUUGGACAAAUUUUGGCGAUUUAGUGCAAAGUGAAAUUAUUGAUGAAGUGAAGUGAUAGUGAAAUGAAAGUGAAAAUACAAUAAUUUUGUUUUUA